GUGAUAUACGCCAAUCAACCCUAGCAAGGUGAUUUAAAAUCAUCACAAGAAAUUAUUUUUUUAAUUAGAUAUAAAAUACAAAUAAAAAAUAUAUAAAAUUAUAUUGUGAUUUAAAAAAAUAUAUAUUAAUUAACAAUGUGGAGAUUGAAGAAACAAAUAGUAAUAUUUAAUUUGGCCUUGGUGAUUAUAUACUCUUCCACGUGUAUCAAUGCUUUGGAAGAAAAUUGCACUGAUUUUCAAGGUGGAACUGUUCGUCAUGGACUUUUGUAUGUGCCUGGACCAGCAGUAUGCAGUCUGUGUGUUUGUUAUCAUUCUGAGCCAAUGUGGUGUCAGGCCAUUUACUGCUCACCACCCUAUAAAUGCAAAAGAUUUCGAGUUGGUGAAAGAUGCUGUGAAUUUGAGUGUCUCAAUGGUACAGAGGGUGAUACAAGUAGACGAUUAUACACAAUACCAUCAUCAAGUCCAACUAAAUAUUCAUUGUUGACAAAUAUUUUAAUUAUAACAAGUUUACUUAUGACGAUAAAAUUAUUGCCACAUCAAUGGUCAUAUCAAUGAUCCAAAUUAUUAGCUUAAAAAAUAUUAUUAAAAAUAUAAAAAUGAAAGGUGAUAUACAAGAAGAGUGAUAAAUGCUUGUUAAAGUGCCUGACUCGAUAAUUGGAGACUUCAAGUAUCGAGUUAUGAUGAAAUAAAUUUAAAAAUGUGAUUAUUAUUAUUUUAUAUAUUAGCUUUUAUUUUUUAAACACGAAAUAAUGUCCCAGUUAACGAGUCAAGUAAAAUGCAAUGGGAGAAAUCGAUUUAAAAAAAAAAUAUAAUGAAAAUGAAAUCGUCUGUUAGAUAGGAUAAAUGCUGAAACAUAAUAAUUAAUAUAAAUAAUAAUAACGAAAUAAUAAAUUUAAAAAAAAAAAUUAGAUAAUUGAAAUUAAAAAAAAUUAAAUUUUGUUUGUGAAUAUGAAAAUAAUUAAGUAUAAAUAUUUUCGUAAAAUUUCUCGUAUUAAAAUCAAUAAUCUUGAUAUUCAGAUUACGAAUUAUGCAUCACAUAUCACGCUUUGUUGCGAAGCAAUAAAAAUAAUUUAAAAAAAGAAAAAAUCAUUUUACACAAUUAAAAUAACAGAAUUAUAAAUCAUAAAUUUUAAUUUUACAUAAUUGAGGCUAUUUUUGAUCUGCAAUUUGGUGUGUCAAAUGGCCUGAGGGUUGCAGUGGACCCAAAAAUAAUAAAAUAAAUAAUUAAAUAGAAAAUAAUAAUUCGAUCCAUCCGUGCUUCAAUUUUAAAUAAUAUUUUAAGAUACUGCGCCACUUUUAUUAAAUAUCUUGAUCGUAAUAUAUUUUUACGAGACUCGAGUCAUCAGUGCCUAUGCAAAAAUGAUAUAUAAUUAUUUUGGAAUGAUGUAAAAAAUAAAAAUUUAAAAAAUUAUUAAGAGAGAGAAAGAUAUUAUUAAAGUUGAGUUGAUGAAUUUUAUGGUGCAAUAUUUAAGUAUUUAAUAUUUAAUUAGUUUUAAUAAAAUUUUGGGUAUUAAAAUAGGUUUUUUAUUACGUUAAUUUAAUCGACUGAAUUGAUCGAGUUAAAAAAAACAUUUUAAAGAAAAAAAAAACAAAGAUAUUUUAUCUACUUCUAAUAUUUGCUUUGUGCUGAAAUUUUUUCCUCACAAUAUUUUAUUUCUCUUGUUAUAAAAAAAAAAAUAAAAGAUAUUUUUUUUUUUUGGUAAAUAUAAUUAAUUACAUUUAUUUUGCUUAAAAAUUGGAAUUUAAAUUCUUACUUCCUCAACUAUAAAAAAAAUAUGUAAAUAAAAAAAAAUGUAAUAAAAAUUAAAAAACAAAAAAAAAAAACUAUUUUCCCUGACCAGAAAUAUUUGUC
Molecule: messenger RNA, 1852 nt
Organism: Aphidius gifuensis
Lineage: Eukaryota; Metazoa; Arthropoda; Insecta; Hymenoptera; Braconidae
Exons: 3
Coding region: 136-555 (139 amino acids)
Cellular component (GO): membrane
Source: RefSeq, a predicted model, not a curated record